AUGGAAAGUCUACUUGCGUAUAACAGCAGUUCGGACGAAGAAAGUGAUAGAACUUCUAAAGAUGAACAAAACUUCAAGAAACGCAAAGUGAAGCUUCCAGGAACAGACCAGGCAAAAGACCACGAAAUCAAAGAUGUUUGUGCAACAGAAAGCUGCAUACAGACAUAUAAUAAUCAGAUGGGGUCGUUUCUUGAACCAAGAAAUGCUUUUGGGCUCAAUGAGUGUAGUUAUUCUAAAUCAAAACAAACUUCCUUGAGAAAUGAUCAUGGUUCCAUUGUUUUACAAAGAGCUUUUAGUGAGCCACAGUUUCCAAUGAGUUUUUCUAACCAAGAAAAGAAAAGCCCAGCUUUCAACAGGUCAUUGACUCAAUAUAAGCAUUCAAACUCGAGUAGCAUAUCAGGCAGAAGAGUAAAACCUUACAUUUCAAAGAGGGAAAGAGAAAAAUUUGCACAAACAGCUAUACCUUGUAGUUCCUCCUCUUCACUUAAACCUCAGCUGGCUCUGGAGGAGUCUAAUUUCGAUCAUACCAUAAAUGAAUUUGAUUUGCAACCUAAUAGACCUUGUGAAAUAUCAGACGGAAAACACUUAGCUCGCGCAUGCCAGCCGCCUAAACAGUUGCAUUUAAAUUUUGAAGGUCAUUCGCAAGGAGUCAACUGUGUGCAUUGGAACCCAACUAGAGUUAACCUGUUAUUAUCUGCAGCAAUGGAUAACUUGGUCUGUGUAUGGGACACUUCAUGUGGGAGUACAUGCCGCAGGAGACUUGCACAUCAUACAGCAGCAGUGAAUCUGAGGUUCACCUCAAAUACACCUCUCUUUUAGAACUCAACACCAAUACUGUUUUGACGAUCUGAAAGAUUAAACCUUUGUCCAUUACACUUAGUACAGACAUCAAACUUCUAUUACGUGUACAGUAACCUUUGUCCCAGGGGUAAGAACUGGUGCUAACCAGGGCAAUGAAUGUCAGCGAAUAGUUCUCUACACCUGGCGGAGGGGGAAGUUCACAAAUAUUUUAAAUAAUUUUGGACAAAAGAGAUGGGGGAAUUCAAAAUUUUUUAAAAAUGGUGAACAGCAACCACUGUGAAGUCAUCGGGAUUUACUGCUUUCCCACACCCUUAGAUAUCUGAAAUAUAAAGUUGCAAGGAGGGAAAUAGGCCUUUUGCAACCACAUUAUUGAUCACAUGAUCAGCUUUCGGUAAACACAAAACAGUUCAGUUUCGGAAAAUUUUGUUGGCAGGAACUGAAAAAGCAUAUAAAAUUAGCUAACCUGUAAAUUUUCUGCAUUAUAUCUCAAAAGUAGAGAUUGCAAAGGCCACCAAAAAUUAGAAGGAUUUGUAUGGGAAAAACAACUCUUGCUACCCAGUCACCGCAGAGUGACUAUAAUAUUUCCUUAAGCAUAACAAGGCUCAAAUUUUCAUUUUUUUAUGACAUACAGAUUGAGCCCUUAAAUGCGUAAGGGAAAGAUUUAACAACAAUGUGAAAAUUUAAGUUUUAUUUCCGUACAAGGACUUGUACAGAAAAGCUAGAGUUGUUUAGUUUUUCCCAUACAAAUCCUUCUAAUUUCAAAAUGAAGUCAAACAGAGAGUGAGUAUAGACGCAAAAAAUUGCAAUCCUGCUUUUUUCUUAACCAUUUUUUCUAUACUUUGGGAAAUCUUGUGAUUCUUGUGACAAAUCCCAGAAACAUUCGCUUUGUGCCCAGUGUAGUGAAUUUUGUGGGUGUGCUCAUUGCUUCAGUCUGAAUUUCAUGUAUAAAAUUGCUGUUCUUGUUGCCAAAAAGGAAUAAUAGGUAACAUCACUGAUACAUGCUAGUGAUCCUUGAAACCUAUUUGCCCAGUGCACAACGGACUUUCCCAGCCAGUGGUCCUUCCUCCUCACCCCACGUACUUUUUACCCUCCACAUGGCAGGAAAGAGGCUGUGCAGUAUUAAAAUUUUUAUUGACACUUAAGUUCAAAAUGAAUGACAACUGUGGCUUGCUUGUAUUGCUGUUCUUGUCUAUUUAUUAAAAUGUGUAAUAAUUUAAGCAUGGAAGUAAGCAACCUGUAGGCUUCCUCUUCUUCAUCUCUGAAAUUAUCAUCAUUCUCAUAUUCAUCAUUCCCGACAGAAAAUGAACCAGAACGAUCAUACCUUCGGCAAGUGUUCCAAAAACAUCUUCCCCUCCUCGUUUACGAUAUGAUAUUCUAGCCACCCAAAACUCUCUUUCCAGGACGGAUGAAAUCCUCAUUUGUGUUUUUCAUUUUCAUACUUUCUACUCUUCACAAAUUCUUUUUACUUCCCUUCGCAUUUUUGCAUGGUGGGGGCUUAAGGUUUGCGAGCAAUUGCUCCAUAAAUUACCUGAUCUUCUAAGCAAUCGCAUCAAGUGCAAGGUACAAAGUGAACUGGCCUGGGUCCCAGUGAUAUUCACAAUCAACUGAACAAAUGAUACGAGAGACAAGAAAGAGGCCAUGGACUGGUGGUAGUUUUGUACUUUCUUUAUUAUUAUCGUUACGACUUAAAGUAAUUUUUUUCAUUAUAAUCAGUUUCAAAGAAUCAGUCAGUUCUUUCAAAUUUCUACUAGCCCAUGGGCUAGUAAACAUGACAUUUUAAUCACCUGACAUAAAUUUUAUUUGCCUCGGGCUACCAGAGAUGUCAAAACCUGCUAUGACAUGUGCAUAAAACACAAGUAAAUAGUUAUAUUACUUACUUUAUGUGCAAUUUGAUUGGAUACCUCAGUAGUGAAUCAGGGUCAAAAAGGUAAAGAGUCCUUAUUUUACGUUGGUAGCUCGAAAAAGUCAUAAGAUUAACCAACCUGAGGCCGAUGGUGCACUCAUUCCCCCCCUCCCCCCUCUCUCUCCGUUAGUGCUCUGUUCUCUGGUGUUUAAAGGAAAGAAGUCAAAACAAAGAUUUGAGGCCACACUCAGGGAUCAAACAUGGCAACUGCCACACAGAAGGCUGUGCAGUAGUCAUAUGUGCCAAUUCUUCCUCCCCCAGAUAUUCCCCCUUCUUACCCCACAUUCUCCUUAUACCCAAAAAACUUGAAAUCUGAAAGUGAACUUCCCAAUAAAGCCAAAUCCUAGAUCUCUCAAAACAGCAAGGUAUUUUCCAUGAAUAGACAAUGUUGUCAUUUGUAUAAGACAUAGUUUAAUGUGCUCCACCUUUAAUUUUUUUUCAGGACAAGAAAUUAUUAAAUUUCCGCACAAAAACUUUGUCACCUGUGUCCAGUUUCACCCAACAGCUCCAGCAUUAUUUUUGUCUGGGACUUUCAAAUCUGCCAUCCUAUGUUGGGAUACAAGAACUGGAAAUGUAAGUGUACAGAAUGCAUACUUUUUAACAAACUGUUCUCAGAGUGCCACUUAACUCAUGAAAUAGAAUCUCAUGGCUCAAAAUAUAAUAUGCUGGGACUGCUGGCAGUCAUGUUGACCAGUGCCAGAGAAAUUUGAUCUCAGUCACGUCUUUCCAUCUGGCAGGUCAUAAUGUUAAAAAAAACACGAUAAUAACAUGAACAUCCUAACCUAGUGAAAAUGGAUGCUUGACCCCUUGAAACGCACUGCUGUGACUGUGUUUUUUUCUCUGGUCGCUUGUUUAUGUGUCGAGUCAAAAUGACCAGUAAACUGUAUGUUUGUUCAGACAAAUGGUCAUCUUGGGUGGACAUCGUCUGUUGACUGGCCAUUAUUUUGAGGCCUGGAAUCUGCUGCUGUAAUCUAUGUUUUUACAUCACUUGCAAAAGAAAAAUGUUUUCCAUUGAAUUGUUUGAAUAAAUUAAUAAUUUUUACUUUGCAUGCCAAAUACUGAAUAGGAAAAAAAUACUAAUAACUGGUGAAAUGAAAAUGUCAGGUAAGAACAGUUUUUUGUAAGAAGGUUGCAGAUUGGGACCCAAACUUAUAAGAUUUUAAAACAAAAAGACAACAUUUUCAUAUAAUUUUCCCUCACAGAUCACAUCAACAUAUUCUGCUCUUUUUGGCCAAGUACAGGACAUAGCAUUUCUUCCUGGAGGACAUGAGUUUGUUUCUGCUGCUGAAGUGGUCAAGAGAAAUUCUACGGACAAAGGAAUCAUGGUCUGGGAUUUUAGAUCAACUGCAGUAUUAUCCAAUCAAAUAUAUCAGGUCUGUCUUCAGCAUUAACCCCUCCUAUUUGAAAUGCAAAUAUGCAUUAUUAAUUUUAUAUAAUUUUGGGAACAGAGUUUUCCCAUUUAAUCAGUAUGAUUGUUCUGUUUAUAAGUUCUGAAGAAAACACAAAGUCACAAUUGUCUUCCUGAAAAUGGGACCAAAGUGCUCAUUAGCCUCUCCAGGGGGUACUCCCUAUAAUGGUCUAUACCAGAGCUCUGCCUAAAGAUGUACCUUUUUCAGGCUUCAGAUAUUCGAGAAGGUAGGGAUUUCAUCAGUUGAUGUAAGAAAAUUUGUCAUUUUGCUCUGUGAAAAGACAAAAAGGGCCAACAGAUGUACUUUAUUGCUGUGAAGAGAUAAGACAACUUCCUGGUUUUGUUGUUUAUACAUAUUAGAAGGAUGGUGCAGUUACAACAGUUGAAGUGUUCUAAACUGUAGGUAUGUGAAAGGGGUAACAUUUGUCAAUAGAAGGUAUAUGAAGAGGUACCAUCUCUGUCAAAAAUGGUGUAUAGUUAUAAAAGGGUAGAGGGUCGAAGCCCGUGGUGGAGUGUCGCUGUAUAAGACUUUGUUCGGAAAACACUCUGCCUCUCCAAGGACAUAAGCAGGGAAUUGUCUGCUUCAAAACAUGUUUUCCGUUAUUGCAUAUGAGAAAAUAUGCUGUCUAAUGGCAGUUCUCUAGAGGUGACAUAAAGAUCUCUAGAACAAUCAAACAUAAUUUGACUGAUAAAGACAGUUAUUAUGAAUCAUAGCAUUGCGCAUAUAAACACACUAUUAGAGUUGGAAUCUCACACUUGACAGAAAUAAAAGAAAAAUUAUUAUCUUCAAUUUUUUUGUUGUGAUCCAGGAAGCCUUCACUUGUACUUGCUUAAAAGUCCAUCCCCGUGAAGCUCAUUUUGUGGCCCAGUCCAACGGAGAUUACAUUGCUUUGUUCUCAACAAGGAAGCCAUACAAGCUAAACAAGUUCAAAAGAUAUGAGGGCCACAAGGUAUUAUAUUCAAUUUCUGUUACUUAUAAAUAA
Molecule: messenger RNA, 5095 nt
Organism: Porites evermanni
Lineage: Eukaryota; Metazoa; Cnidaria; Anthozoa; Scleractinia; Poritidae
Source: the annotation of a GenBank genome assembly